Molecule: messenger RNA, 558 nt
Organism: Ostertagia ostertagi
Lineage: Eukaryota; Metazoa; Nematoda; Chromadorea; Rhabditida; Trichostrongylidae
Source: the annotation of a GenBank genome assembly
AUGUUCACGAGGAAGGGAAGAGCUGUACGGCGUCUUGGACGCAGCCGGUCGCAACGCCUAGAAUUGCGGGAGAUGAAACUGUGGUGGGGACUGGAUCUGGUUGCACUAACAUUUCCGGAAACCUUUGUUAGCAUGAGCAAGGACUCUACGAACCUCAGUCGAGUCUAUCUUGGAUCAGCUAUUGGAGAGCGCAGUAGGAAUUCGUUUUUGACUGAUCCGACGUUCCACGAGAGUAUGGUUACCGACCAUGCAUUCCUUGGCAGGUACACAGCACACGCUCCGAACGUCUCACUCUCAUACUGGUCACCGUCAUCGUUCUCGUCGUGGGUGAUUCGUUCGUUGUCAAAAGGCUACAGAUGGUUGUUCGUCUCCGUCGGCAUACUUUCGCUGUUCUGCUUUUUGGCCACUUUUGGCGCCAACGCCUACCAGUCAAAACCACUGGUUGGUGUGCAAAUCGCGUUCACGUUGGUGGUAUCGUGUGUUGGUGGCCUGUUUGUUCAAGUGGCUGGUUCGGCCCAUUUCGAUCCUCUAAUCUGGCCGGUAUUCUUCAAUAUCGUA